AUGUAUAAAAAGCACAUGCGCGUAGGCGAGGGCACGCCAUUUUCUCUUCAACGCCAGGACGAGGUUCCUGUGUCACCAUGGGCCGCCGUCCAGCCCGCUGUUACCGGUAUUGUAAGAACAAGCCGUAUCCCAAGUCUCGCUUCUGCAGAGGUGUCCCUGAUGCCAAGAUCCGCAUCUUUGACCUGGGCCGGAAGAAGGCAAAAGUGGAUGAAUUCCCCCUGUGUGGCCACAUGGUGUCCGAUGAAUACGAGCAGCUCUCCUCUGAAGCACUGGAGGCCGCCAGAAUUUGUGCCAACAAGUACAUGGUGAAAAGCUGUGGAAAAGAUGGUUUUCACAUCCGUGUGCGGCUCCAUCCCUUUCAUGUCAUCCGCAUCAACAAGAUGCUGUCCUGUGCUGGGGCUGACAGGCUGCAGACCGGGAUGCGAGGUGCCUUUGGGAAGCCGCAGGGGACGGUGGCGAGAGUUCACAUCGGGCAGGUCAUCAUGUCCAUCCGCACGAAGCUUCAGAACAAGGAGCAUGUGAUUGAAGCCCUACGCAGAGCCAAGUUCAAGUUUCCAGGCCGCCAGAAGAUCCACAUCUCCAAGAAGUGGGGCUUUACCAAGUUUAAUGCUGAUGAAUUUGAAGACAAAGUGACUAAGAAGCGCCUGAUUCCUGAUGGUUGUGGAGUUAAAUAUGUCCCUAAUCGUGGCCCCCUGGACAAGUGGCGAGCUCUGCAUUCUUGAAAUUUUUGAGACACUGCCUCCUUUGACCAUGCUGGUCUGAUUUAUGUUCAGCAAUAAAGUCUGUUUUAUGUUCUGUUUUAAAUUCUGAUUUAUGUUCAUCAAUAAAUUCUGGCAAAAAAAUUAGUUAUUGUUAAUACUUUAAAUGUUUUAAAAAUAUCCAAUUUUUUUGACUAUAGACUACUACUAGAGAAAUGUUCAGAAUAAACACUAGAAAGUUUUAACAGUAAUAGUUAAAGUGAGGAUGAAAUGUGUAGGGGAUUAAUAGAGAAAGCUAUGUAAUGCUAAUGCAAACACUUUAACUUGGGCGUCUAGGGAAAUACAUCAAAACUUUUAUUUGUAGUAAAGUCAUAUAUUAUGCAACUUUCUUGAAAUUGAAUAAAAACCCGAGAAAAUCCAAGAUUUGUAGGGAACAAAUGCUGUUUAUAGAAAAUAGACAUUAAAGAUGAAAAUAAUGGCAGACAUUAAUGAUAUUCCAACUAUAGACUCUUUGAAACUGAAAUAAAUAGGUUCUUAAAACUGUUGCUUAUGGUUUCUUAUAAAUGCUUGCACAUUAUUUUUAGAAAUACCUAUCAUCUCCAAUUAUCAAUUUUAGGACAAUUGGACAUCGCUGCAAGAGGUUUUUCAAGGCAAACCUUACAUUAUCUGGCCCUCGCGAGAAAAGAGUGUAAUCUUUCUUCAUCACCAAAAGGUUACAGGUUGACAACAGAGUUUAUAUUGCUUGUACCUGAGUCCCAACAGAACCAACAGAACAGGAAAAAAUGACACUAAAUCAGCUAUCACUGAUCUAAAAGGACCCCAGAGAGAGUUUGCAAUCUGUAGGUAUGUGCCCUACAUUAGAGUUAAUCUUGAUUACAAAGGUGGGAGUUUGUUUGCUUUAAAAUUCUUGGGUCUAUAUGACAUUUUUUAAUUCCAGUUCUUUAAGUUUAGUUUUCCAAAUCCAAAUUCUGCAGUGUUUUUCUUAAAUGAACUUAAUCAUUACAAGUCAACAUAUUUAAUAAAAGCAACAGUAUUAAACAAUGUGGAAACAAUUACUUUAAAAAUUAUUUUCAUUUAAAUCCUUUGUCAAUCCUAAAUGCUUGUCAAUCCUAAAUACCUGGAUAUUUCCUUCAGGCACUUAUUAUAUAAUAAUUCCUACUUGUAUAUUUUUAAAUGAAGUUGCUGUUUUAAGCUAUAAUAUUUUUCUUUUUAUGUAUAAAUUGGAAAGAGAACAAAAACUAAAUAAUAUGAAGAUAUAGAAGAGCACU
Messenger RNA from Talpa occidentalis (Iberian mole), 1966 nucleotides. Its product is annotated as 60S ribosomal protein L10-like. The record is from RefSeq and is a predicted model, not a curated record. The transcript has a single exon. Gene Ontology annotation, molecular function: structural constituent of ribosome. Lineage: Eukaryota; Metazoa; Chordata; Mammalia; Eulipotyphla; Talpidae. Gene Ontology annotation, cellular component: ribosome; cytosolic large ribosomal subunit. Bases 78 to 722 code for a protein of 214 amino acids. Gene Ontology annotation, biological process: translation; ribosomal large subunit assembly.